Schizosaccharomyces cryophilus OY26 is the source of this 613-nucleotide messenger RNA. RefSeq lists its product as uncharacterized. Lineage: Eukaryota; Fungi; Ascomycota; Schizosaccharomycetes; Schizosaccharomycetales; Schizosaccharomycetaceae. The record is from RefSeq and is a predicted model, not a curated record. The transcript has a single exon. The coding region runs from base 67 to 411 and encodes 114 amino acids.
ACCGCUUUAUUCUGUGAAAGACGACAUAUAGGUCAUUCGCUAUUUUUUAACGGAUUUUUCCUAAUAAUGACUUUUGAUUCCGGAAUAAGUGAUGCUCCAGCGGUGAUUUGGAUAGCUGCGGUUCCACAUUAUCAUCAGGACCCAACGAUAAACUGGUAUUUUGCUGAAGCGCAUCAGUUGUACCAACAGAACCGAAUAGGUGAACUUGUUAGACAUGUGUAUGAAAGUUGGUUUCAGUUGAAAAAAGAAAAUUACGAUUGGGUUACCGUGUUUAAGGAAGAUAUAACAGACCAUCUGAAUCUAGAAGAGUUUGAUAGGGUUUUUGAUUUGAAGUGGUAUCUCUUGAAAAGCAACGAUGAUGUAUCCAUGUUAUUAUCCAUUAUGGACGAGAUCCUGAAUAAAUUUUCAUGAUGGGAUGUCAGCUAACAUAGGAAAUCGGCUUGGAAAUCACUGGCAGUCACCAGUAUUUGGUCAAAUCGUUUCCUACAAACACGUGGGCUACCAUGUCAUAAUCUUUGAGAAAACUAUACAAAGCGGCAUCACAUUUGAAAUUUAGCUUCUAUGAUAGAUCCCUCAUACCAAAUCAUAGGGACUUUUCAUAUUUCGGCUAAAC